Molecule: messenger RNA, 2830 nt
Organism: Pygocentrus nattereri (red-bellied piranha)
Lineage: Eukaryota; Metazoa; Chordata; Actinopteri; Characiformes; Serrasalmidae
Gene: top3b
Product: DNA topoisomerase III beta
Exons: 17
Coding region: 128-2713 (861 amino acids)
Biological process (GO): DNA topological change
Cellular component (GO): nucleus
Molecular function (GO): DNA binding; DNA topoisomerase type I (single strand cut, ATP-independent) activity
Source: RefSeq, a predicted model, not a curated record
AUGAAGGUGUUCCUCUGGGUUUAGUAGUCUGCCCAAACAGAUGAUUCUCCUGAAUCCGCCGGUGUUUUGAAUAUUUUCAGGAAUAAAGUUUCGACGUUCGGACUGUGUUUUCAUUUCCAGGCCGGAGAUGAGGACGGUGCUGAUGGUGGCUGAGAAGCCCUCCCUGGCCCAGUCAAUUGCAAAGAUCCUUUCUAAAGGUAGCUGCUCUAGCCGCAAAGGCCUCAACGGAGCAUGCUCAGUGCACGACUACACAGGGAGCUUCAUGGGCCAGAACGUGCGCUUUAAGAUGACAUCUGUGUGUGGUCACGUCAUGAGUCUGGAUUUCACUGGGAAAUACAAUAACUGGGACAAAGUGGAUCCAGCGGAGCUGUUCAGCAAAGCACCAACUGAGAAGAAAGAGGCGAACCCUAAACUCAACAUGGUCAAGUUCUUACAGGUUGAAGCCAAAGGUUGUGACUAUGUUGUUUUGUGGCUGGAUUGUGACAAAGAAGGAGAGAACAUUUGUUUUGAGGUCUUGGAUGCCAUUCAGCCAGUGAUGAAUAAGCUGUAUGGUAAUGAACGUACUGUUUACCGGGCCAAGUUCAGUUCCAUCACUGACACGGACAUCUGGAAUGCCAUGAACCGGCUAGGAGAACCCAAUAAGAACGAGGCUCUGUCUGUUGAUGCUCGGCAGGAGCUUGAUCUCCGCAUUGGCUGUGCUUUCACACGGUUCCAAACCAAGUACUUUCAGGGAAAAUAUGGGAAUCUAGACUCCUCUCUCAUCUCUUUUGGCCCAUGCCAGACACCAACUCUGGGCUUCUGUGUAGAGCGUCAUGACAAAAUCCAGUCUUUUAAACCUGAGACAUACUGGGUCAUCCAGGCCAAGGUAUUCAAAGGGAAGGAGAGUCCAAUCACCUUGGACUGGGACCGUGUGCGUGUGUUUGACAGAGAAAUCGGACAGAUGUUUGUCAACAUGACCAAGACAGGCAGAGAAGCUCUGGUUGAGUCAGUCAGUAAGAAAGAGAAAGCCAAGCAGAGACCUCUUGCCUUGAAUACGGUGGAGAUGUUACGAGUGGCCAGUUCUGCAUUGGGAAUGGGUCCCCAGCACACUAUGCAGAUAGCAGAGCGCUUGUACACACAGGGCUACAUCAGCUACCCUCGCACAGAGACCACACACUACCCUGAAAACUUUGACCUCAAGGGGACACUUAGGCAGCAGGCGAACAACUCCAACUGGGCUGAGACGGUUAAAGCCCUACUCUCUGAAGGCAUAAACCGGCCAAGGAAAGGAGCGGAUGCAGGAGACCACCCGCCAAUUACCCCUAUGAGGUCUGCCUCUGAGAGUGAGCUGGGCAGUGAUGGGUGGCGUCUGUAUGAGUACAUCACACGCCACUUCAUAGCCACGGUCAGCCAUGACUGCAAGUACCUCCAGACCACUAUCACCUUCAGAAUCGGCACAGAGGGAUUCUCCUGUACUGGGAAGGCUCUCAUUUCGGCCGGUUUUACUGAGAUCAUGCCAUGGCAGGGCAUUCCACUGGAGGAGGCUUUGCCAGCAUGUGAGAAAGGAGAUGCCUUUACUGUGGAUGAGAUCAAAUUGCUGGAGAAACAGACCAGCCCACCAGAUUACCUCACUGAGGCUGAACUCAUCACUCUCAUGGAGAAACAUGGCAUAGGUACUGAUGCUAGUAUCCCUGUCCACAUCAAUAAUAUCUGUCAAAGGAAUUAUGUAACCGUGGAGAAUGGGCGCAAACUGAAACCAACCAAUCUGGGAAUCGUCCUGGUUCAUGGCUAUUACAAGAUAGAUGUGGAGUUGGUGUUGCCCACCAUCCGCAGUGCAGUGGAGAAGCAGCUGAAUCUCAUUGCUCUGGGGAAAGCAAACUACCACCAGGUUCUCCAGCACACGCUGGACAUCUUUAAGAGGAAGUUUCACUACUUUGUGGACUCCAUCGCUGGUAUGGAUGAGCUGAUGGAGGUGUCCUUCUCACCCAUUGCUGCUACUGGGAAGCCUCACUCACGCUGUGGAAAGUGUCAUCGGUUUAUGAAAUACAUUCAGGCCAAGCCGAGCCGCCUGCACUGUUCUCAUUGUGAUGAAACGUACAGUCUGCCUCAGAAUGGAGCUAUUAAGCUCUAUAAGGAGCUGAAGUGUCCUCUGGAUGAGUUCGAGCUUGUGUUGUGGACCUCCGGUUCCCGCGGCAAGAGUUAUCCACUCUGCCCCUACUGCUUCAGCAACCCCCCUUUCAGAGACAUGAAGAAAGGUAUGGGCUGCAACGAGUGCACCCACCCGUCCUGCCCACAUUCUCUCAAUUCUCUUGGGAUCGGUCAGUGUGUGGAGUGUGAGACAGGCGUGCUCGUCUUUGACCCGAACUCUGGCCCAAAGUGGCGCAUGGCCUGCAACAAGUGCAACGUGGUGGUGCAUUUCUUUGAGCAGGCCUACAAGGUGCAGGUGUCCCAGGACAGCUGUGAGUCGUGCGAGGCUUCACUGGUGAUGGUGGACUUCCAUAAGGCUCGCUCGCCGCUGGCCGAAGGAGAGACGCAACACACCGGGUGCGUUUUCUGCGACACCGUCUUCCAGGACCUGGUGGAGCUCAAACACGCCACCAUGCGGCAUCCCAUGCACCGAGGAGGCGGGGCUCGCAGGGGAAGGGGGCGGGGUCGAGGGAGGCGGCCUGGCGGACGGGGGAAUCCUAAAAAACCGAAAGACAAAAUGGCAGCCUUGGCAGCGUACUUCGUAUAAGGACUGUAAAUGUGUGUAUAGAAUGUCCUACUGCACUAAAGGAAAACGAAGCCAAAACUGAUAUGUGAGCGUUACCCAUAAAAUAGGUAGAAACAUCAAUAAAAAAGUUAAAAUAGA